GUUCACCACACCGUUGCAUUUAACCGCAGUGCCUGUCGUUCCAGCGCCGUUGUCUGACUGAUUGUGAUAAUACUACACACACUAACAAAUUUGUACACACUUAGUUGUAACUGCAUAUCUGUCAUAUUUUCACACACAUUUGUACACCGACACAAUAGAUAAAUAAUUAUCUCAUCGAUAUCUAUAGACAAAUGCAUACUGCCGUCAAACGUCCGCUUACCAUUAUUGUUAAUAAGUUACAAGUGUGUCCAGUGUCCGUCUCCGUUGUAGUUCCUCCAACGUUCUAAAGUUUUCGCGUGUUCUUAUAUUUUCAUUCGGGUCUUAUUUUUCUAUCUCACUUAAUAUUCAUUUAUUUUGAUUUCUUGUUAUUAACAGUGAAAAAAUUGUUGUACCUGUGUUUUAAUUUAUUUACUCACGUUAUCACUUUUAACCGAUAGUGUCUAUUCGAAAUGAUCGAUGUACAAAUUACCUCUCAUUAUGUGUUGGUUUCGCGAUAACUGUUUGAAUACUUUCGUUUGAUCCAAUCAUCUAAAAAAUUGAUAUGGAUUCAAACAAUAGAGAUGUUCUAUCUCGGAAUUUUGCUGGAAAUCCGGAUAUCUGUCCACAGGCUAAGCAAAGGGCAACAAUAAAAUGGCUGCUGUCCAAAGCAUACAACAACAGAAUUCCAGACAAUGUCAUCGAGCCAUUUUAUAAAGAUCAUGAUAAUCAAGAGCAUUUAAAACCACCUAUAGUGCACUCGCUAGCUAAUGCUGAACUGUAUUGUUUGGCUCUUGGAAACAUAUAUUCUGACCCAAAUUAUCAUAAUCUCAAUCAUUGGGGUGUUAUUCAAGCAUUGAAUAAAAAAGGAGUCACUGUGAAUGAUCCUUCAGUCACAGAAACUGUUCUUAUUCAAACUACACCUUUAAAACUUAGCGCUCAUAUGGCAAUAAUGGAAGCUGUUAUGACGUUAUAUGCCAAAGAAGUAGCAACUCCCAAUAGAGUUAUGGCUGCUAUACAAAGACUGAAUCAUGUCCCUCAAAGAAAAACAAUCGUUAUGCCUGAAGAUUAUGAAAGAGCUAUAUUAGUUUGGGUUAAUCGUACUGUUGAAGCACUACAACAUCGCAUUGAAAAUUUACAAGGAAAUUCAUCUGUUCCUGAUAUUACACCUGUAAAUGAUUUUCAUGAAGUUAGUGAUGGAGCUGCUAUAGCAGCUUUAAUAUCAUUUUAUUGUCCAGAUGAGUUACCUUGGCAACACAUAACAAGUUCUAAAGCUCCAACAUCAUCAGACUGCAUAAAAAAUUUUAGCCUUAUUAAUGAAUUUUGCGAUAAUAGUUUACCAUUUAGUAUUUUUCACAUGAGACCACAAGAUGUAUAUUACAUUAGAGGAUCAAUGAAAGUUAAUUUAAUCGCCUUUUUUGCUGACUUAUUUAAUGUAUUGGAAAUUCAUCCUGCUAAAUGUGUUAGUUUCAAUCAAGGUAGCAGUGAAUUAGCUGAUGCUUAUCCAAGAAAUAGUCAAGGUGUUGCACAUAAACGCUUAUUACCUCAAGCAAUUUCUAUUAUACCUGAUCUCCGAAGUAAUUUGGACUCGCAUUCGACAGGGUUUACAGGCACAGCACACAAUACCAUUAAAAAAGUUUCCAAUGUAGCAUCACCAUUAAUAGAAGUAAAAAAGAAUGGGCGUGUCAAUAAUGAGGAACAAUUUGUUGUGCAUCGCAACCGAUCAGUGCUUACAUUAAAUUCUAUGUUGAAUUCAAGUAAUGGUGAAGCUAGUAAUGAUAUGGCUGCUGGAAAGCCAACCCAUUGGGAGGACACUAGAAAACAGAGUUAUGCUGGUAGAAGAUCAAGGAGAAAUUCAUUCUCUGAAGAUUCACAGUUAACUGUUGAAAAUUUUGGUGGAUCUCAGGAUAACUUGCACUUUAUUGGUCGAAAUCCUGAUAAAGAACCUGCAGUUCAUGUAGUACAUAGAGAUAGCAUUACUAAUAAAAUUACUAAUUCAUAUAAUCAAGAAAAUGACAGUUCAGGUGUACAAAAUUUACUACAGCAUUCUAAUACUAGUCCAGCAAUGUCACGGGUUUCAAGUGAUGCAUCUAAUAAUAGUCAAGGUCUCCAGCGAAUGCUCUAUGAUAGUUUUGAUGAUGUUGAGUCAGUUAUUCAUCAACCAAUGCCUACUCUUAAACGCAGUUUAUCAUAUGUUGACACAACUCAAUCAAAUCAUCCUUCUAGUACUACUACUUGGUUACAACAGAGUUCUUCGUCAGCAGCUCAUAGUGAACAUGGUGAUGACUCUGAAAGCGAUGGUUCUAUUAUGAGUUCACAAUUACUCAAUUUAAAAUUAAAACUUGAAGAAAAAAGACGACAGAUUGAAAAUGACAAACGUAAAAUUAAAUCAUUAAUGAAUCAACAAAAACAGCAAGUUGGAAAGGCUGCAUUUUUACAAGCAGUUGCUAGAGGUAAAAAUGGUGGAAGAAAUCUUCAAAGUCCUGAUUCAAAUUAUAGCAGAAUCAUGUAUGAUGGAAAUAUUUCACCUUCUUCUGUUAAAACUGCUCAGCAUUCCUUUUCUUUUCAAGACAAUGGCUUAGAAAGUAAAUGGUCGGACCGUAUGAGUAGUCCAUUUCAAGAUGAACAUAAAACUCCAGACCUAGAUCAUAUUAAUAUUGAAGAAUACAAUGCUCUUUCUGAAAUACAUUCAAAUUACCAAGAACUGCAAGCUGAUCUUCAAAGUCUUACCAACCAACAAAGUCAACUUCAACAUAAUAGUUUGCAAGCAGAAAUGAUGCAGCAUUAUCCAGGGAUGCAGGCAGUUCAUCAAGUCUAUCAAAACUCUCAUUCAAUACAGCAGCCACAAAAUUAUAUGAUCAAUCGUCAACAAAUAACAAAUGGACAAAUAAUUCAACAUUUAGAUCAUAACAAUUCAGAAAAUAUAGGUAGUCAUCAAUGGCGCAGUUUAAUGAAUCAUAGUCAACCACCAAUAAAUAUGUAUAAUAAUUACAAUCAAUCUCAAUUCCAACAUCAACAGCAAUAUAUUAAUCAGAUACCACAUAUAGCUUCUAAUACAAUACCUAACACCAAUGUUUAUUCAUCAGUAAAUAACCAUUAUGUGACUCAAGAAUCUUUUGAUCAAAUGGGUACAAUUAAACAAGAACCUCAGUCACAACAAUUUUUUUUGCAUAACAAUCAUCAAGAGUCUCAACAAAAAAUUCGAAAAAGUUGGGAAAUAUCAUCAACAACACAACCUCAAACUUUUACUCAAGAACCUCAAAAUAUUUGGAAUGGCAGUCGAACAGUGCCAAAGUCAUCACAGCCAUCUUCUCUAAGUAGUUCUCCUCGUCAAAAGUCUGAAUUUACAAUGUUUAGUAGAUCUGGUGUGAAAACAAGUCCUUCUUCACCAGUUCCUCCGCCUCGUCGUAAUUCAAAUCAUGUAGUUAACCAUGCACCAUUACCCACCCCAUCUAUUGAUGAUAUGCAACCACAGAGUAUUUCUUUUAUAGCCGGUAACAAUACACCAAAGAAAAAUCACGAUCUUUGUGAAAGCCUUAAUAGAAUUCAAAUUACUUCUGGACAUAAGACCUAUAGAAUACCAUCUCCCACCAAAUUACAUAUGCCCAUCAAUCAAAAUUCAUUUAAUGGAAAUGAUAAUCAAUCUUCAUCUAAACCUAGUCAAGAUACAAAUACUAACACUGAUAAAGGAUUUUAUGUAUCAUUUGAAGAUGAAGAUGCACCUAAAAGACCAAAACCUCCACUUAGAACCAAGAAAAUUAUGUCUAAGGAGCGAAAUUUAACUCAAACUGUAAACAAUUCUGUAUCUUUAAGUAAUUUAGACAUUUCACCUAAACCUGUUACACUAUCAUCAUUAAACAAUCCUAAACCAAAAAGUUUGUCUACUCCUGCUAAAACUAUAUUAGAAACAACUGUUAUUCAAAACUCAAAUCAUUAUGUCAAUCAACCUAAAACUUCUACUGGAAUGGAAUUAAUAAUUGAAAAUUCUAAACCAGAUCCAGUAACUAUUGAUGAAAUGGAAAAAAAGAAAGAGCGUAUACUUCUUUUAUCUUUACAAAGAAGGCAACAGCAAGAAGAAAUGAAAAAUAGAAAAGAAAUAGAAGCUCAAAAGAAAAAAGAAGAAGAAAAAAUUAAAGAAGAAAUAAAGCAGCGAAAAAAAGAAGAAGAAAAACAAAGAAGAGCUAUGAUAUUAGAACAACAUAGAGUGAAAAAAGCAAUUGAAGAAGCUGAAAGAGAAGGCAAAAUUAUUGAUAAAGAAUUGUUAAAUUCUUUGAAAAUUAACAAUAAUCAUUCAAUGGGUGGUCCACCAAGAUUACGAAGUAAAAUGCAAAGUGGACGACCUCGGCCAAAAACAAUACAUGUUGAUAGAAGUGAUACUACAGAUGGUACAUUAACACCAUCUCGCGGAAAAAAGGGAUCAAUUACAAAUUUAGCUGCCUUGAACUCACCAAUUAGGAGAGAUUAUUAUCGUGGAUCACAAGACUGCUUAGCUGAAACACGUCGCACAUCAUCAUCUUCUCUUUAUUCAGAUGUUAAUGAUGACAGCAAACUUACUACUCCACGAACAUUAGACCGGCAUGGAUCUUAUAAAAGCUCUAGAGAUUCUUCUUUGGACCGAACAAAACGUAAAACAAAUUUUGGAUACUACAAUAGUGCACCCCGUAAAUCAAAUUCUCUGAUGAAUUUGUAUGGUGGAUCAAGUUGUGAUCAAGAUAGUCUACUAUACCGUUAUGGUGAUACAGAUUCAGGAUUAGGACGUGCUACACCACCUAGAAGAGCAAUGUCACCAUCAGGUCCGGGAUCACUGCCUAUACGUCGUAAAUUUGAUGAUACUGCAAGUGAAGCUGGUAGUGACUAUAGUGGUCCUCGGCUUUACAAACAACCAGUGACUAAAUCCAAUCGAGGUAUUAUUUUAAACGCAGUUGAAUAUUGUGUUUUUCCGGGUGUAGUUAAUCGAGAAUCAAAAAAAAGGGUAUUAGAAGAAAUUAAUAGAUCUGAGGCCAGGCAUUUCCUUGUACUAUUUAGAGAUACAGGUUGUCAAUUUCGAGCACUUUAUCUUUACUAUCCAGAAACUGAAGAAGUGAUGAAAUUGUAUGGUACUGGACCACGGGUGGUCACUGAUCGUAUGUUUGACAAGUUUUUCAAGUAUAAUUCUGGUGGAAAAUGUUUUUCCCAAGUGCAUACAAAACAUUUGACUGUCACAAUCGAUGCUUUCACUAUACAUAAUAGCUUAUGGCAAGGUAAAAAAGUAAAUUACCCAAACAAAAAAGACAUGACGCUAGUCGUUUGAAAAAAACAAACAAUAAAUGGGUUUUCGCCCUAGUUAUGUAGAAGUAGUAAUAUUUAUAUAUAUUUAUAUAUUUGGUUUAUGCAUAUAUAUAUAAUAUAUAUAU
Daktulosphaira vitifoliae (grape phylloxera) is the source of this 5369-nucleotide messenger RNA. It is a transcript of the gene Patronin, whose product is annotated as patronin. Gene Ontology annotation, molecular function: calmodulin binding; microtubule minus-end binding; spectrin binding. NCBI's taxonomy places the organism in Eukaryota, Metazoa, Arthropoda, Insecta, Hemiptera, Phylloxeridae. Bases 542 to 5266 code for a protein of 1574 amino acids. Gene Ontology annotation, cellular component: microtubule minus-end. The transcript is spliced from 26 exons. The record is from RefSeq and is a predicted model, not a curated record. Gene Ontology annotation, biological process: cytoplasmic microtubule organization; neuron projection development; negative regulation of microtubule depolymerization.